Messenger RNA from Mugil cephalus (flathead mullet), 2425 nucleotides. Its product is annotated as insulin-like growth factor-binding protein 2-B. Bases 61 to 870 code for a protein of 269 amino acids. Lineage: Eukaryota; Metazoa; Chordata; Actinopteri; Mugiliformes; Mugilidae. Gene Ontology annotation, biological process: regulation of insulin-like growth factor receptor signaling pathway. Gene Ontology annotation, molecular function: insulin-like growth factor II binding; insulin-like growth factor I binding. The transcript is spliced from 4 exons. The record is from RefSeq and is a predicted model, not a curated record. Gene Ontology annotation, cellular component: extracellular region.
GUUAUCUUAUAGGAAUCAGUUUCCCUUCAGAAGCCACUAACAAGCCAGGGAAAAUUUUUAAUGAUGACAUAUUUUUUGUACGCGUUACUGUUGGGAUGCUUUGCUUUACCUGGAAUUUUACUUGGAGAUUUGGUUUUCAGAUGCCCAAGUUGCACCGCUGAGCGCCUGGCGGCGUGUCCCAAAGUAACGGCACAAUGCACAGAGAUAGUGAGGGAGCCCGGCUGUGGCUGCUGUCCGGUGUGCGUCCGGCUGGAGGGUGAGCUCUGCGGGGUGUACACCCCGAGGUGCUCCAGCGGCCUGAGAUGUUACCCCAGCGUGGACGCUGAACUACCUUUGCAGCAGCUCAUCCAGGGCUUCGGGCGAUGCGCUCAGAAAGUGGACGUGGACGUCAGCGUAGGUGUGGACCACCAGGCGACAAAUGAGGUGCAUGGGACUGAAAAUCCACUCACCAAGAGACCCCAUGAUGGUUGGAGGUGGCAGGAAUCUGCCAGGAUUCAGCACAUGAUUAAGAGCAAAUCCAAGAUGAGGACAAAUCAGCUGGAAGACCCUCAAACCCAGAAAAUGACUCAGAGUGCCUGUCAACAGGAGCUGGACCAGGUUUUAGAGGAGAUCUCCAAAAUGACCUCCGAGGACAACAGAGGUCCGCUGGAGAAUCUGUACGGGCUCAAAUUCCCAAACUGUGACAGACACGGAUUCUACAACCUCAAGCAGUGCAACAUGUCCACCCACGGCCAGCGGGGUGAGUGCUGGUGUGUUGACCCCUUAACCGGGGUCCAGAUACCAGCGACGCCUAAAGUCAGAGGGGAUCCCAACUGUAACCAGUUUCAGGAGGAGCACAGGACGAUGCCCACAGAGGCAGCAGCACAGUAGCCGUGUCUGCAGCGACACAGCAGGGUUCAGCUUUCUACCACAAUCACAGUUUAAUAAUAAGGUUAACCUGCCUCUGCAUCGUCGUUUAAAACUAAGCUAAAAAGUGUCUGUUAUACUCUUCUAUGCCAAUGAUUCCCGUGAUUUAACCAUAAACAAUGAGCUUUAGUCCAAAUCUUUCAGACUUCCCUGGCAUGAGAACUUUUUUUUUUUUAAUGGGGUCUCAGAUAUAGUUUCAUUUUCUUAAAAAAAAAAAAAAAAAAGGAAAGAGCUUUUUGUAUAUCUACGUGAAACUGAACUAUCUAUGUUAUGGCAACAGCUCGGUUUAUGUGGGUCUGACGCAAAAUAAAGUUCCUACUCUCACUGUAAUAAGUGAACAUGUGUCAACCGCUGCUUCAGUGGAGGAAGGAAUGAGAUGUGUCGGGUUUUAUAGGACCUGCCUGAAACUAGGAUGUUUUCAUUGUAACUUUACUGUCUGUUACUUUUUCUGUAUAGACGGAUCUGUAGUGAUUGUUUUCCGUGUGGCUGCAGAAAGAAAUAGUGUCAUACUGUGGGUGCAUAUUCCAAAAAACCUGAAAGUUCAAUUUAAUUUUCUUUCAAUCAACUUGUGAGAAAAAUGUGUGGGUUUUUCAGUGAUGUCUGUGAGCUAGAGGCUAAAUCCGUUAGCCAACAUGAAAACAUGUACUGUAGAGAUGAUUGGUAGUACUUGUAGUUUCUGAUGAAAUAUAACGAUUAGAGUAACGUUAAUAUAAAAUCUUUAUCUGCCUUCAAAAUUCUUCCAAACUCAGGGCCAGAUCUACUAAAAGUUACUAAGAGCCCACGCUUUAAAAGGUGCAAAACCUCAAUGAAUAUGCAAUGUGGGGCAUUUACAUGAAAUUGUGCGUCUGCCAGGAGGAGAAAAGGCAAAUAUAUUCAUCGAUUAAUCAAACCUGAGAGCAAUUUUGCUCAUAGAAACUGUGUCUAUUAUAGAGAAGAAAUUUACGCAUCUUCAUUGUGCAACUAAACGUUACCCCAUGAAACACAUUCUUUUUUUAUUCAGUGAAUAAAACAGAUCAAUAAACUAUUUGCAUCAGUGAUGGACUAACCACAGGCCAAAAUCUCUGCAAAAUGUUGUUAUGUUCUCAUAGUGACAAUAAAGACUCUUGAUUCAUCUGACACAUUUGAGGUAAUGAUACCAAAUGUCAUUUUGUCUCAACACCAACAGGGAAAAACUCUCAUUUCCAUACUGAUGUUUGCAGUGUGGGCAGUUCCAGCCUGCACGCAAAAUUAGUAUGUACAAUUUGGGAUCUUAGUAGAUCUGGCCCUGAGUUUUAUUGUUUGUAUUUGUUUUAGGAGGCUGAUGUGUCACAAACAGUCAUCUGGACUUGACUUUAUAUUUAUCUAUUGACAGUAACACCGAUAAAUAAAACCAUACUUUCUACAUAAUAAAAGCAGAAGCAACAUCAUGUGCACAAUCAACAAACAACACUGUGUUCAUGAAAAAUAAGUUGUUUGCUGCUUGUGUUGCCAUUUGAUGUCGUCAUAGUUGAUUUUAAUGGAAAUAAAAGUGGAAAUCUGA